GGCUUCCGAUGAAUGUUUCCACCUACUCAGGCUUUUCCACGGCAUGGCCUCCGGCAGAGAACAUGCCUAAUUUGGGAUGGACAGCGACAGGAAACAUGGACGACGGGCUUGGUCUUGGUCUUGGUGGGCCUCCGAUGACUGUUUCCACCUACCCCAGCAUUUCCACGGUAUGGACAUCAACCGGGAACAUGGACAUUCUUGGCUCUCCGAUUACUGUUUCCACCGUAGAGAACAUGGCCAAUUUGAACAUGCCGAUGACUGUUCACACGGAGUGCCCUCCGGUAAGUGUCUAUAAAAUGUCUGAACCGAUCCCAACUUUGGGAGCUGUGACUUCUGAAGCGGGUCCAAGCAUGAUUACGGAAAUUGAAAAAGCAGUUAGCAGAUUUCCAUACAAAACAAGCCAAGAAGGCAUAAUGUCUACACCAGACCUUCAAGAUCAGCAACGGUCCGAAGAUAGUACUAGGUUGUGGGUUAAAGUAGAAUGGAAGAAGGAUCUUUUCAAGUUCCCACUCGACCUUCCAACCAUGGACGGGUUGAAAACACAAGUCUUAAAGAGACUCAGUCUUUUGGAAGCAGAUGGUCUUAAGUUCAUGUACAAGGAUGAAGAUGGGGAAAUGAUCACUAUAGCUUGUGAAGAGGAUUUGCAUUUCUGCUUCCAGUAUUUCAAGUCAUCAUUCCACAAAACUAAAGUCAGAUUGUCACUUGUUGCAAAUGAUGAUCACUAGAGCUGCUCAGUUCUACAAAACAUGGAGAGUCUGAGAUAGAAAGUAAAUUCCAAUUUUUGUACUGUGUACAAAUAAUAUGGGACGUUGACA
This is a messenger RNA of Ipomoea triloba (trilobed morning glory), 815 nucleotides long. RefSeq lists its product as uncharacterized. The record is from RefSeq and is a predicted model, not a curated record. The transcript has 2 exons. Bases 9 to 725 code for a protein of 238 amino acids. Gene Ontology annotation, molecular function: protein binding. NCBI's taxonomy places the organism in Eukaryota, Viridiplantae, Streptophyta, Magnoliopsida, Solanales, Convolvulaceae.